Molecule: messenger RNA, 1407 nt
Organism: Serendipita indica DSM 11827
Lineage: Eukaryota; Fungi; Basidiomycota; Agaricomycetes; Sebacinales; Serendipitaceae
Source: the annotation of a GenBank genome assembly
AUGCCAUCUCACGUAGAUCUCCUUCCAAUCCCCCUUGCCGUCCUCUCCUUUCAGCGGGACGAGUUUGCUGAUUAUAUCCAUCAUCUAUUUGCAAAGCUCCUCCAGCCAACGCUCUCCUUUUUCAGUCUUACGCUCAAUGAUGACCAAGUAUCGCUCCUAUUUGACAAGCACCUUUCAGAGGAUAUUUCAAUAAUCACCUCAGCUGAGGCCUGGGCCGUGUUCUCCCUCGAUACCGAUGACCAUGGCCUGCUCGAGCUCAUCCAGUCUCUGCAAGCAAAGAGUAUCCAGUUCAUGUAUCAGACCUCGAUGAGUACAGACUAUCUAUUUGUCGAGUCGGACUGCAUCGCCCGUGUCUGCUCUCUCCUCCACGACCUGGAAUUCAUCUUCUCCGACGAGGAAGACACGUACACGCCCAAUAAACGCCGCUCGCGCUCUCGAGUCCCAUCACGAAAGCACUCUGAAGAAGAUAGCCAUAGCCAAACGUGGUCCCUGCGCACCCUGCCACAUACCCAUGCCUUUCACGGUCUACACACGACACAAUUUGCCGCAUCAAAUGAUUGGCUAUUACGACUCGUCCAAAUGCUUGGAUGGCCAGACACGCUCCUGACCCCUUCACCAUCCACUCGACUCCCACCACCCUUACCAGCAGCAUGGCGCGUCAGCAGAGCACGGUCAGAAUCUUUCCGUCGUCCCAAACUCGUAUCGCGUCAUUCAGCGGAUAUCACAAACGGUGGACGGUCUCUACUCCUCGCCCCUCGACAGGACUCGCUUUCUUCUUCCUAUGCACCAACGUCCACCCUUCACUCUCAUCACCAAUCUAUCACUCUUGCUCAAAGUUCACCACCUUUGUACACCUCACGUCCCACGAGCGAUACAGGUUUGUCUCUAAAGGAACCGAAAAACGAGCACAAGGACAUUCUUCCAUUCGCAUCACUUGUAAUACAGCGCCCAGUCCCCGGUCAUAGAAGCGGCAAGGACAAUGAAGUACGCGCGUCCAUCAUGGCGCGCGGUCGACUCUUGGCCAAAUUAUUCGAAAGUAGCUUGCUUAUCGGUGGAUGUGGCGACGUGGCCGUUUCCGAAGACGAAGCGGAUUCAGAGACGGAAACGAUGUCUAAAAGAGCGAGGAGAGGCGACGACGAAGGUGCUUUUGAGAUGGACGAUGCACCUCUCCCGGCAAGUUCUCACUCGAGCAACAGUCUGAACGAUGAGGGCUUCAAGGUGCUUCAAAUCUCGUCUGAAACCGGCACACUCUCCCCUAUACACAUUCUUGGGGUGUGCACAAGGGUUCUGGACGACGAAAGCAUAGAACACCACUUUACGCAAACAAAGGAUUGCUUAAACAUCCUCAUCCCGCGGUCAGCAACAAAGCGCGCCCAAAAGCUCUUAGAGCAAGCGAUCAACGGUUGA